UCUCCUCUUCCUCCAAUAUCGACUUCCUCUUCUUUCAUCUUCAUCUUUGCACUCGCAUUUUUCUCAUCAAUGGCAAGCUUAGAGGUGUCCAAGGAGGUGAAGUUCAAAGCAGGAGAAGAAGCAUGCACUCUUGAUGGAACAGUGGAUUGCCGUGGCAACCCUGCAAUCCGAUCAAGGAGUGGAAAAUGGUUUGCAGGAAUCAUCAUACUCUUUAAUCAAGGUCUGGCAACUCUAGCAUUCUUCGGAGUUGGGGUGAACUUGGUGCUGUUCCUGACCAGGGUCUUACAACAAAACAAUGCUGAUGCUGCUAACAAUGUCAGCAAAUGGACUGGGACUGUCUACAUUUUCUCUCUUGUUGGGGCAUUCCUUAGUGAUUCUUACUGGGGAAGAUACAAAACUUGUGCAAUCUUUCAGGUCAUCUUUGUCAUAGGUUUGGUGUCAUUAUCUCUGUCAUCAUACAUUUUCUUGGUCAAACCUGAAGGCUGUGGAAAUGAAGACUCUCCAUGUCCGUCCCAUUCAAGCUUGGAGAUAGGGUUAUUUUACCUAUCUAUCUACUUGGUUGCCCUAGGAAAUGGAGGGUAUCAACCUAAUAUUGCUACACUUGGGGCUGAUCAGUUUGAUGAGGAAGACCCCAAGGAGGGACACUCAAAAGUGGCCUUUUUCAGCUACUUCUACCUAGCAUUGAACCUGGGUUCCCUAUUCUCAAACACCAUAUUGAGUUACUUAGAGGAUGAAGGGAUGUGGGCUCUGGGGUUCUGGGUGUCUGCAGGCUCUGCCUUUCUAGCACUGAUUCUCUUUCUGGGUGGAACCCCAAGGUACAGACACUUCAAGCCCAGUGGCAACCCUCUCUCCAGGUUUUGCCAAGUGAUGGUUGCCGCAAUGAGGAAAUUCAGGGUCGAGAUGCCCCCAAGUGCAGAAGACCUAUACGAAGGAGAUAGAAAGGAGUGCUCCAACAACAGCAUCAGAAGGAUACUCCACACAGAUGGAUUCAAGUUCUUGGAUCGAGCUGCAUUUAUCUCAUCUAAGGAUUCCGACAACCAGGAGCAGGGCUUUCACAACCAGUGGCGACUCUGCCCCAUCACACAAGUUGAAGAAGUGAAAUGCAUACUGAGACUAAUCCCAAUAUGGCUGUGCACCAUAAUCUACUCAGUGGUCUUUACCCAGAUGGCCUCACUCUUUGUGGAGCAGGGUGCUGCCAUGAAAACUACGGUCUCAAACUUCCGAAUCCCUCCUGCAAGCAUGUCUAGCUUUGACAUCCUGAGCGUGGCAGCUUUCAUCUUUCUCUACAGGAGAGUUCUUGAUCCACUGGUGGGCAGAAUUAGAAAGACAGACACUAAAGGGCUUACUGAGCUACAAAGAAUGGGAAUUGGACUGAUUAUAGCUAUAAUAGCAAUGAUCGCAGCUGGAAUUGUGGAGUGCUACAGACUGAAGUAUGCCCAAAAAGACUGCACAAACUGUGAAGGGUCGAGCUCCUUGAGCAUCUUUUGGCAAGUCCCACAGUAUGCAUUCAUAGGAGCUUCGGAAGUGUUCAUGUAUGUGGGGCAGCUGGAGUUCUUCAACGCGCAGACACCCGAUGGGCUAAAGAGCUUUGGAAGUGCUCUGUGCAUGACAUCAAUCUCACUGGGGAACUAUGUGAGUAGCCUGCUUGUGACAAUGGUGAUGAAGAUCUCAACCGAAGAUCACAUGCCUGGAUGGAUCCCCGGAAAUCUGAACAAGGGUCACCUGGACUGGUUUUACUUCCUCCUAGCCACCUUGACAGCAUUAGAUUUGGUGGUGUAUGUAGCAUGUGCAAAGUGGUACAAAUGUAUCAAGAUGGAAGACAGAGCAAAUGAGUAUGGAGUCUGAUGUAAAUGAUACAGAAAGGCUCAUGUUAUGGCAUUAUAUGGUACCAGAAUAUAUAAAUAAGAGGAGGAGAUGGGGUUGCAACAGAUGCUGUGUACAGGCUCUCUGUUUUAAGAAAAGGUGCUGUUAAGAGUGAGCCCCUUCAGUUCUUCUUCUGGCUGCUGCAUUUUGUUAGAGUUAGCUUGCCCAGAAGUGGGUCUGAAGAUGGGUUACCACUUCUGAUUUUAGGGCUUUCAGAUCUUCCCAUCUCAUCUCCAUUUGUUGGUUCUAUUUCUACUAAAUUUGGUCCAAAUGUGAAAGAGUUGGUUCUCUUUGCUUCUCCUAUUGUACCUUAAAUCACAAUUCUGUAUAUGAGAGCUGCUCUCAAUAAAACAAUCCAGUUCCUCUAAACUUCGUUUUGCUACUUGGCA
Vitis riparia (riverbank grape) is the source of this 2252-nucleotide messenger RNA. RefSeq names its product protein NRT1/ PTR FAMILY 7.3. NCBI's taxonomy places the organism in Eukaryota, Viridiplantae, Streptophyta, Magnoliopsida, Vitales, Vitaceae. Gene Ontology annotation, biological process: transmembrane transport. Bases 70 to 1845 code for a protein of 591 amino acids. Gene Ontology annotation, molecular function: transmembrane transporter activity. The record is from RefSeq and is a predicted model, not a curated record. Gene Ontology annotation, cellular component: membrane. The transcript has 5 exons.